Messenger RNA from Rhagoletis pomonella (apple maggot), 770 nucleotides. RefSeq lists its product as uncharacterized. The record is from RefSeq and is a predicted model, not a curated record. The transcript has 3 exons. Bases 35 to 706 code for a protein of 223 amino acids. NCBI's taxonomy places the organism in Eukaryota, Metazoa, Arthropoda, Insecta, Diptera, Tephritidae.
UUGUCCAAAAUAUCGCUAUAAUCCUGCCAUUAGGAUGUAUUCGUUCAUACAGCCAUAUAUAAUACUCACCGUUUUGCUGCUUUUCCAUACACAAUUCAUCAGCGCUCGUCCGCUAACCAUGGAUGGAGAUACAGAAACGCCUGUGGUGCCAUUGCGCAGUGGACGCUAUGUGCCCGAACUGCAUGGCGCUGAUCGUGGCAAGUAUGUGCCGGACGAAAGUGGCAAAUAUCAUCAUGUGUUUUUGCCCUAUGACGGUGGCUAUGGAGAUCGUGGAGAGUUGUAUGUACACGAUGACCGCGGCCUGCCACCGCCAUCACCAACACGUCGCGGUGCCUUCAACUUGGGACCAAAGGAUCAUCUUCGUUUUGCUAUAGAUUUCAAUUAUGAUGGCAGUGGUUGGGAAAUUCUGCAGUUGGAAUGGAUAAAUGAUGAUGAUGAAAAAAUGCGUUACAACUACAAGCAUCAGAAUCGAUUGUGGUCUGAAGAAGGCGACGCGUCGACCUCCGCGCGUUCCGAUGGUGAGGCAGCUGAAGAGGCUGAGAAUAAUACUAAUGUGCAUGUAUCUGGCGAAUACCAGGGGGACAUUUACAAUGUGAACUACUCAAAUGAUAACACACUAAAUGCACCGAGUCAAACCAACAUACAAGCGACUAUUGGUGAAGUACUCGACUAUAUACAAACGAAUGUAUUGCCAACGCUCAAAUAAUGCUGGAACUUCUUUCCAUGGCUUUUUAAGUGCUUACGAUUUUUUUUUUAAUCAAAAAUACUAA